AUGGCCAGCGCGGUGCACCACCAGCGUGUACCACCCCAAGGCUUUGCGCAUGGCGCAGUAGCGACGCUUACUUCGUCUGAUCCCGAGGAUGUACGGGCGUGGCAGUGGCCUGCACACCGCGGGCGCCUCCUGAGCCAUGCCGUGCUCGCGCGCGACGACGUGCUGCGGGUGUUUGAGGUGCGGGCGUUGCACGGCGCCGUGAAGCUGCACCAAGUGCGUAUGCACCGCCUCUUUGGUGAGGUCACUGGAAUCCGUCGUGUGCGUACGAUUGCGAGUCAGUACGACGGACGCGACCGGCUCUUGCUCUCGUUCCGCGACGCGAAGCUCGCGCUGAUGGAAUGGAGCGACGCGUACGGCGACAUCCACACCAUCUCUAUCCAUACAUUUGAGCGUGCGCCGCAGCUUGCGACGGGCCUGCCCCGUACGUUUGUGCCGGCGCUGCGCACGGAUCCCGCGAACCAGUGUGCUGCGCUGCUGCUCCCUCAGGACGCGGUCGCGAUCCUUCCCUUGUACCAGGACCUCGGCGAGAUGGAUCUCGGCGAGGAGGCCAAGAGCGCAGUACAGGUCCUAUCCGAGCUGCCGUAUGCGCCGUCGUUUGUGCUGUCGCUGGCCAACGACGUGGACGCCGGCAUCAAGAACGUGCGUGACAUUCUCUUCCUGCCCGGCUUUCAGAAGCCGACGCUCGCCGUGCUUUACGAGUCGCAACUCACUUGGACCGGCAGCCUUUCCGUGGCGAAGCAGACGAUGCGUGUGUGCCUCGUGACGCUCGACCUGACCAUUUCGCACUACCCCGUGACGGUGACGAGCGAGGCGCUGCCGUACGACUGCCUGUACCUCGUCGCGUGCCCCGAAUCACUCGGCGGCGUGAUGAUCGUGACGCCGUCUGCGGUUCUACACAUGGACCAGACCGCCCGGCUCGUCGGCCUCGCGACCAACGGGUGGUACGAAAAGACGUCUGACCUGCCGCUGCCCAAGCUGGAUGGCCCCGAGCUCGACCUGCAGAGCUCGCAGCUGGUCUUUACCAAUGCAAACAGCGGCCUGCUGUUCCUCGUGCACGGCGCGGCGUACACGCUGCAGUGCGCCGUCGAAGGCCGCUCGAUCACGUCGCUGUCGCUGCGCAGCGUCCAAGUCCCGCCGGACGCGCCGCCAUGCGCGUUUGCCGAGCGCGUGGGCUCGCAUGUGCUCUGCGCUUCGAUCCAGGGCGACACGCGCCUCUAUGCUGUCGAGUCGCACAUGGCCGAGUCCGCGCCGGCCGCGGCCGAUAUGACGCUCGACGAAGAGGAGAUGGAUCUGUACGGCGAGACAAGCGCGCCGAGCGCGCCGACGGCUAUGGUCCAGACGCAGCGCCUCUACACGCUCGACACACUGUCUGCACUCUGUGCGCUGAACGAUAUCUGCGUCGGCGACGUGCGGGAUACGUCGGGGCACCUUUCGCAACGCAGCGUCGUCGCGCUCUCGCAUGCGCUCGGCACGAUCGAGACGCGCGUGCGCAACAGCGUCGGCGACUCGAUUGCGCCCGCGCUGCAGGUGUGGAGCGCGGCGCUGGCCGACGCGACGCUUCUUUUGGCGGCGUGGGACGAAGAGUGCCUUGUGUACGCCUACGACACGCCUCCCCGCUUUGUUGCGCAGUGUGCCGGGCGCACGCUCGCGUGUGCUGCAGCACCGGACCGGCAGCACGCCUUGCGCGUCACGCCGUCGGCCGUCGAGCGCAUCGACGCGCAGGGCACCUCGACGCCGCUCUUUCAGCGCAGCGACGCGCAGAUUACCCAUGCCUGCAUCCUCGACGCGUACGCGGCGUGGCAGUGGAGUGACGGCCAGGUGGAAGUGUACCAGUUUGUGGACGGCUCCUACACGCGCGUGCCGCUUUCGCUCGCUUCGUGUGCGCACCUCGACCUGUACGUCGACGCGGCCGGUGCGUUUGGCCCGCCGAGUACGUGGCUGAUGCUCGCUAUGGACGACGGGCGUAUCGAGCUGCGGACGCUGCCGGACGGCACACUGCACUGGCAGAGCCGCUCGCUGCGUGUCCUCCCGUCGCGUCUCCACGCCGCCGACGGGGAGCAGCGCGAAGAGCAGGAGUCGAUGUCCAUUUCUGCGCUGCGCCUGUGCACGCUGGGCGACGUGCCCACGCUUGUCGUGCAGUACGAGCACGGACUGCUGGCCGUGCUCGAAGCACGUCCGCCCCCCCCUGCAUCCAUCGUGCCGUUCCUGGCGCCGACCGAGCCGCGCACGCUCGGCUUUGUGCGCCUGGACGCGAUGAUGCUCAGUGCGCCCUGCACGUCGAUCGAUCCAUUCGUGGGCUUUGGCGGCCGUGCGUGUGUCGCGCUGCCUGGCGCGCAUGCGCUCUUCCUUGUGCGCGAUGCGCACUCGCCCGUGCAGUGGAUCGAGUCGGAUAUUCCCUUUGCCGAUUUCUGCACGCUCCCCGGCCAGGACUGGACGACGGUCGGAGUGCAGAACGAGCAAGCAAGUGUUUUGCACUGGGCCCCCGUCUCGCUCGACGGCCUGUGCCCCUACACGCGCUGGACGACCGGGCGCGAGUAUACCCAUGUCGCAUGCCACGAGGAGACGGGGUGCGUAGUUGCUGCGUCCGUGCAGCCGGUCUCGUUUGUGCUGUACAACGACAUUGGCGAGCCUGUCCAGGACCCCAGCCAGGACCCGAUGCCGACGCAUUCUGAGCGCGGUGCUUUGGAGCUCUUCCCCCAGCUCGGCGUUGCGCCCGUGCACGGCUACGAGCUCGAGGCGAACGAGGUGGUGACUGCGCUGCACGUUGCGCCUCUCGACGCGCGCGACCGCAUGUCGGCGCGCCGCUCCUUUGUGACGGUCGGCACACUGACGACCUAUGGCGAGGACCGCGUCACGAAAGGGCACAUGUAUGUCUUUGACGUGAUUGAGGCCGUGCCCUACGCGCCUGGCGAGCACGACUCGAUGCAGCUCAAGCUCAUUUUCCGCGAAGAGAUGCGUGCGCCGGUCACGGCGCUCUCCAGCCUAAACGGCUACCUGGUCGCGGCCGUCGGCCAAAAGCUGCUUAUCCGCGCGCUCGAGUUUACCGAGUGGCUCGUGACGAUCGCCUUCCUCGAGACGGCGUUCUACACGACCCACAUCCAGCGGGUCAAGAACUUUUUGCUGCUGACAGACUACCACCGCAGUGCCUACUUUGUGGCGUUCCAAGAGGAGCCUGCGCAGCUCCAUCUCCUCGGCCGCGAUUUCUAUACCGAGUGCCUGACGCACGGCGCGCUGCUGAUCCAUCGCGAGAAGCUCGCACUGGUCACGGCCGACCUGCAAGGGUGCGUGCGUCUGCUGGACUACAAUCCGGCGAACCCCACGAGUCUGGGCGGACAGCGGCUGCUGGUGCGCACCGAGUACUAUCUCUCGAACGAGGUCGCCCAGGCCCUCGUACUGCGCGGCCCGCGCGACGCGGCGUCUGGCGAGUGCUUCUCGUCCGAAGUGCUUCUUGCGAAGCGCAACGGCGCGAUCGAUCUGCUGGUGCCGGUCGACGACAAAGUCUUCCAGAUUUUGCAGCUCUUCCAGAGCCAGCUCGUGCGCAGCGUGCGGCACACGUCCGGCCUCAAUCCCCGCGCGUUCCGUGCGGUGAUGAACCUGCACGUCUCGCGCCCCCUGGUCAAGGGCAUCCUCGACGGCACGCUCCUUCACGCCGCCGAGAACAUGUCGCGCCCGAAGCUCGUGCGCCUGGUGCAGGAUCUGCGCGUGCGCACCGGCGGCGUGGAGCCCGACGAUGUGCUCCGCUGUCUGGUGCAUCUGCAGCCCCAAUGGUAG
This is a messenger RNA of Malassezia japonica, 3771 nucleotides long. RefSeq names its product mRNA cleavage and polyadenylation factor subunit (gene CFT1). Lineage: Eukaryota; Fungi; Basidiomycota; Malasseziomycetes; Malasseziales; Malasseziaceae. Bases 1 to 3771 code for a protein of 1256 amino acids. The transcript has a single exon. The record is from RefSeq and is a predicted model, not a curated record. Gene Ontology annotation, cellular component: mRNA cleavage and polyadenylation specificity factor complex; nucleus. Gene Ontology annotation, molecular function: protein binding; nucleic acid binding.